AUGAAUUUGUAUUGCGAGAAGCAUGAUCUUGAAGUGAGUGAAGACACAGAAAAGAACUUUGCAGAGCUUUUGUCCGAGGAGCUGAAGCUACGGGAAACUGAAGCUUUGGAAAGUCAGCAGCGUGCCGACAUGGCACUGCUCGAGGCCAAGAAGAUUACAUCCCAAUAUCAAAAGGAGGCAGACAAGUGCAAUUCAGGGAUGGAAACUUGUGAAGAGGCAAGGGAAAAAGCAGAAGCAGUUUUGUUGGCACAAAAGAGACUGACUGCGAUGUGGGAAUCAAGGGCUCGUCGGAGAGGAUGGACGUCAUUAUUUUACUGA
Camellia sinensis is the source of this 318-nucleotide messenger RNA. The record is from RefSeq and is a predicted model, not a curated record. NCBI's taxonomy places the organism in Eukaryota, Viridiplantae, Streptophyta, Magnoliopsida, Ericales, Theaceae.